AUGACAGGUAUCCUAACGGAGGUGGCCGUACACAAGUUAAGUCUGGAUCCCAACAUGCCUCCAAUGAGACAAAAGAAACGCCCUAUAGCAGAGGCCAGGAAUAAAUUCGUCAAAAAAGAGGUAACUCGCUUACUUGAUAUCCGUUCGAUCCGAGAGGUAAAGUAUCCAGACUUUCUAGCUAAUGUCGUAGUAGUUUGUUACCACCUUAAGCAUCUGCAAGAAACCUUUGACGUCCUUAGGAAGCAUAACAUGAAGCCUAACCCCGAGAAAUACGCGUUCGGAGUCAGCCCUGUUAAGUUCCUAGGAUUUCUGGUAUCACAAAGGGGGAUUGAGGUAAACCUUGAUAAGAUCAAGGCCAUAGAAGACAUCUCGGACCAUCAGUCAAGCGUGAAAGAAGUCCAAAGGCUCACGAGAAGAUUGGAUGCCUUGAGCAAGUUCAGUUCUUGGUCAUCAGAGAAAUGUCACAGUUCCAUCGCACUCAAAAAGAAAAACAACUUCGAAUGGACCUCGGAGUGCCAAAUGGCUUUGAGAGAUUUGAAAAGGUAUUUGUCGAGCCCUCUGUUACUUUCGAAACCAAAGGAAGGUGAAACACUAUUGUUCUACCUUGCAGUCUCAGAAGUAGCGGUAAGUGCAGUUUUAGUCAGUGAGGACGAAGGUAUGCAAUCUCCUAUUUAUUAUAUAAGUAAAAUUUUAACGGGAGCAAAAACUCUCUACCUGCAUUUGGAGAAGGUGUCCUUAACUCUCGUAGUCACUGCUCGGAAGCUGAGGCCCUACUUUCAAUGUCACCCUAUAGCUAUGGUGACCACAUUUCCCCUGCGGAACAUCCUUCACAAACCUGAACUCUCGGGUAGGUUGGCCAAAUGGGUCGUUGAAAUGAGUGAAUUCGACAUAGAAUAUAAACUAAGGACUGCGAUUAAGUCACAAGUCUUGUCUGACUGUGUUGCCGAUUUCAGUCCGGGAUUACUGCGUCUAGCAACCAAAAAGGCAGUAAUGGUGUUAGAGUCAACAUCGGGAGUUUGGACCUUAUUUAUGGAUGGAGCCUCUAACGUAAAAGGGUUCGGGCUUGGCAUAUUAUUAACCACGCCUUCGGGAGAAACCCUAAGGCAAGCCAUCAGAACGGUCCCUUUAACUAACAAUGAAGCAGAGUAUGAGGCUUUGAUUGCAGGACUCGAACUGGCUCGGGGACUAGAUUUCGAGGUCUAUGGGAUCUUCGAAACCAAAGAGGAGCGCAUGAAACAAUACGUGGUAAAGGUCCAGGCUCUACUGGCUCGAUUUUCGGAGUUGUUGAUUACUCAUAUCUCGAGGGAAGAAAAUGUAGAAGCAGAUGCACUGGCUAACCUCGGUUCAUCAACGGAAAUGAAGGCAUCAGAGUCUGGGACGAGAAAUGAGAUCAUAGAUUAUCUCGAACACGGGAAAUUGCUCGAAGAUGCCAAGGCAUCCUGGGCGCUGCGUGCCAAAGCAGCACGGUAUAGCUUCAAAAAAGGCCAAUUGUACAGAAAAUCUUUCCAAGGCCCACUGGCCCGGUGUUUGGGAGUGUCCGAAGCUAAUUACGUAAUGCGAGAAGUCCAUGAAGGGAUAUACGGAAACCAUUCAGGUGCAGACUCUUUAGUGUUAAAGCUGAUAAGGCCAGGAUAUUAUUGGCCCUGCAUGGAACAAGACGCCAAAACUUUCGUACAAAAAUGCGAUAAACGCCAACGCUACGCACCGCUGGUACAUCAACCGGCAGAACCACUACACUCAGUUCUUUCUCCGUGGACGUUCAUGAAAUGGGGGAUGGACAUCGUCGGACCACGGCCGCCGGCUCCUGGUUAG
Nicotiana attenuata is the source of this 1812-nucleotide messenger RNA. RefSeq lists its product as uncharacterized. The record is from RefSeq and is a predicted model, not a curated record. NCBI's taxonomy places the organism in Eukaryota, Viridiplantae, Streptophyta, Magnoliopsida, Solanales, Solanaceae. The transcript has 4 exons. The coding region runs from base 1 to 1812 and encodes 603 amino acids. Gene Ontology annotation, molecular function: RNA-DNA hybrid ribonuclease activity; nucleic acid binding.